AUGUACGGUCCUACAUUGACCCAGCCUGCGUCCAUCCACACGCUUAUCCAUCCUACUUCUCCACAGCAGACGUCUUUCCAUCAAGGCGUUGGAAUUACCAAGUUGGAGAAUACGCCAGCUACGAUGAACGGUGCAAAUGGACGCUCGGCAUCGCCAACAACGUCCGGAGACAAUGGGUCCCCAUCAGCUCACCAUCUCUCACCUGAUGAGAACCCAAAUGGAUCCAAGGGACGUACAUUGAGCAACAGUAAGCGCGCCGAACAGAACCGAAGAGCUCAGCGCGCAUUCAGAAUGCGAAGAGACGCACGUGUCAAGUAUCUCGAAGAACAGGCAGCACUUUUACAAGAGACAUUGGCACAUGCAGAAGCAACAAACAAGCGGUGGGAAGAAUGUCGGGCCCUCGUCGACCAGCUCCGACAUGAAAAUAGCAUGCUCCGGUCUGCGCUCGAGAAUGCGGGUAUCGACGUUGAAUCGAUAUCUAAUCAGUCCACGACCUCGUCAAAUCUUGCUGGAGCAACUUCGGCGCCAGCGACCACCAGCCCAAAUGGCGUCGAUGGUGAUGCACACCGACCACUUUUACUCCACACAACCCAGAGCGCCUAUGAUGAUGCUAUUCUAGAACCAAGCAAAAAGCGCAAACGCAUCAUCGAGACGAAUGGCCAUGUCGAGACUGCAAGCUAG
Molecule: messenger RNA, 681 nt
Organism: Serendipita indica DSM 11827
Lineage: Eukaryota; Fungi; Basidiomycota; Agaricomycetes; Sebacinales; Serendipitaceae
Source: the annotation of a GenBank genome assembly